This is a messenger RNA of Penicillium antarcticum, 1278 nucleotides long. RefSeq lists its product as uncharacterized. Gene Ontology annotation, molecular function: FAD binding. The record is from RefSeq and is a predicted model, not a curated record. Bases 1 to 1278 code for a protein of 425 amino acids. The transcript is spliced from 2 exons. NCBI's taxonomy places the organism in Eukaryota, Fungi, Ascomycota, Eurotiomycetes, Eurotiales, Aspergillaceae. Gene Ontology annotation, biological process: secondary metabolite biosynthetic process.
AUGCCCGCAAAACCAACAAUAACAAUAAUAGGCAGCGGAAUAAGCGGCCUAGUCCUAGCAGCCGGCCUCCUUCGCCGCGGCAUCCAAGUCAGAAUCUACGAAGCAGCCCUCUCCUUCAGCGAGAUAGGACUAGGUCUCUCCCUCGGCCCAGCCGCGCACCGCGCAAUGCCCCUAAUUGACCCCCAAAUCAGGGACAUAUACGACAGUCUCGUUACGACGCAUGCCGAUAGUCCGGGGUAUGAAUCGUUCCGCGAGACGUGGUUUGAGUUUAUUUGGGCGGGCGGUUGGAGGGAUGGGGGGUUGUUGAUGGAUCUCAAGGCUUUGCCUUCUGGACAGACGGCGGUGCGGAGGGCGGAUUUUUUGAAGGAGCUUUUGGCUUUGAUUCCUGAUGGUAUUGUUAGGUUUGGGAAGAGACUUGCUGAGUUAUCCGAGGGGGAAGAUGGGGACAGCAUUAGGCUGCUCUUUGAGGAUGGGAGCGUUGAGAUGGCUGAGGUUGUUGUUGGGUGUGAUGGGAUUAAAUCUAGGGUUAAGGAGGCUCUGUUGCCUGAUGAGUCGGUUCUUGCGCAGCCGAGGUAUAGUGGUAUGUAUGGGUAUCGGGCUGUUCUUGAUAUGGAGGAUAUGGUUGAGGCUGUUGGGGAUCACCGGGCUAGGGUUUCGACGCUUUAUAUUGGGGAGGGUGGGUAUGGAAUUUCGUAUCCUAUUAUGAGGGCUAAGAAGGUUAAUGUUGGGUUUUAUGUUUUGAGUGAGGAGUGGGAGGGGGAUAGCUGGGUUCGUCCGGCUAAGAGGGAGGAUAUGGAGAGGGAUGCUAAGGGGAUGGGGAAGUUUGUGCAGGCGCUUGUUGAGCGCAUGCCUGAUCCUUCUCGGUGGGCUAUUUUUGAACAUCCUCAUAUAUCUACCUAUACUCGGUCUCGCAUUGCUGUUCUUGGUGAUGCGGCGCAUGCUUCGACGCCGCAUCAAGGUGCUGGUGCUGGACAAGCCAUCGAAGAUGCGCAUGUUCUUGCUGAACUGCUGGCAGAUUCUCGAGUGGAUUCUGUGCAGGCAAUCAUGGCUGCUUUCAAGGCAUAUGACGAGAUUCGAAGACCUCGCAGCCAGAGAGUUGUUACUACUAGCAAGGAAAACGCCUAUCUGUUUUCGUUAUGUCUGGAUGGAAUUGGUGACGAUGCGGAUAAGUUACAGGAAAUUCUUCAGGAGCGAUCUCGGUGGCUUUGGGAUUUGGAUGUUGAGGGUCAAGUGGAGCGGGCGAGGGAUAGAAUGGGGGAAUAUUUGCCAUCUCAGUGA